AUGAUCCUUUUUUCAUCUCGCAGUGUGUUACUCUCAGUGUAUUACCCUCAGAUUUUCCUCAUCCUUACCAGUGGGAGUUACCUAGCUUUGUCAUCUGUGGUGGCUUUAGGAGCUAACAUAAUCUGCAACAAAAUCCCAGGCCUGGCCCCUCGGCAGCGCGCCAUCUGCCAGAGCCGCCCUGAUGCCAUCAUUGUGAUCGGCGAAGGGGCACAGAUGGGAAUCAAUGAGUGCCAGUACCAGUUCCGCUACGGGAGGUGGAACUGCUCUGCUCUGGGAGAGAAAACGGUCUUUGGACAAGAGCUUCGAGUAGGAAGCAGGGAGGCCGCGUUCACCUAUGCCAUUACCGCUGCCGGGGUCGCGCACGCUGUCACGGCCGCCUGCAGCCAGGGCAACCUCAGCAAUUGUGGCUGUGACCGAGAGAAACAGGGCUACUACAACCAGGAGGAGGGCUGGAAGUGGGGAGGCUGCUCUGCGGAUAUCAGAUACGGCAUUGAGUUCUCCCGGAGGUUUGUUGAUGCCCGAGAAAUCAAAAAGAAUGCACGGAGGCUGAUGAACUUGCACAACAAUGAGGCUGGAAGAAAGGUUCUUGAAGAGAGAAUGAAAUUGGAGUGCAAGUGUCAUGGAGUUUCAGGUUCCUGUACAACCAAGACCUGCUGGACCACACUCCCUAAAUUCAGAGAGAUUGGAUAUAUUUUGAAAGAGAAAUACAACGCUGCAGUGCAAGUGGAGGUGGUAAGAGCCAGUAGACUGAGGCAGCCAACCUUCCUGAAGAUCAAGCAGAUUAAGAGCUACCAGAAACCCAUGGAAACGGAUUUAGUGUACAUUGAAAAGUCACCCAACUACUGUGAGGAGGAUGCUUCCACGGGGAGCGUCGGUACCCAGGGACGGCUGUGCAACCGCACCUCUCCCAACGCGGACGGGUGCGACAUGAUGUGCUGCGGCAGGGGCUACAACACACACCAGUACACCAAGGUGUGGCAGUGCAAUUGCAAAUUCCACUGGUGCUGCUUUGUCAAGUGCAACACGUGCAGCGAGAGGACAGAGGUGUUCACCUGCAAAUAGCGGCGCCGUGCGCGCAGAGCGAAGCGCCGCGAGCGAGGAAAGUGGAGUACAACAAACAACGACAGCAUCAUUUUGCACAUCUGAUCCUCUUGGGGGAAAGAACCCCAGCCAACACCACAACAACCACUCCCUCCCCACAACUACCUAUUCUUCUAAGGAUGGUGCAUUUUGGCUGGCUGGCUGUUGUAACUGCUUUGGAAACAAGGGCAACAGGAUUAAGGUGAUGUUG
Molecule: messenger RNA, 1291 nt
Organism: Melospiza georgiana
Lineage: Eukaryota; Metazoa; Chordata; Aves; Passeriformes; Passerellidae
Gene: WNT7B
Product: Wnt family member 7B
Exons: 4
Coding region: 1-1062 (353 amino acids)
Biological process (GO): multicellular organism development; canonical Wnt signaling pathway; neuron differentiation
Cellular component (GO): extracellular region
Molecular function (GO): cytokine activity; frizzled binding
Source: RefSeq, a predicted model, not a curated record